AUGCUCGAGGUGUUGCGCAGCCUGAAGGGCCUGCUGAAGAUCAGCAGGGUUCACACAGACAACAACGUCUUCCGGCUGCACUACACAGUCACGGUCGUGGUGCUCAUCGCCUUCUGCGUCAUCGUCACCACCAAGCAGUUCGUCGGGGAGCCCAUCGACUGCAUACACAGCGGGGAAGUGCCCGAGUCGGUCAUCAACACGUUCUGCUGGAUACACACUACCUACACCGUCCCCUCGGCCCACGGGAAGGAGGUGGGCAAGGAGGUACCCCACCCGGGCAUCGACUCGACCCAGGACGAGAAGCUCUUCCGAUACCACAAGUACUACCAGUGGGUCUGCUUCACGCUGUUUUUCCAGGCCGCGCUCUUCUACGUCCCGCGCUGGCUGUGGCGCGUGUGGGAAGGGGGCAAGAUCCGGGCCCUGACCAUGGACCUGGACAUCGGACUGUGCAGCGAGCAGGAGAAGAAGCAGAAGAAGAAACUGCUGGUGGACUACCUGAUGGGUAGUCUGAGACAGCAUGACUGGUACGCUCUGCGCUACUUCCUCUGCGAAGCUAUGGCGUUCGCCAACGUGGUGGGUCAGCUCUUCCUGAUGGAUCGCUUCUUCGAGGGCGAAUUCCUCAGCUACGGUAUCGAAGUGAUUCGCUAUAGCGAGAAGGACCAGGAAAUGCGCACCGAUCCCAUGAUCCGCAUCUUCCCCAGAGUCACCAAGUGCCGCUUUCACAAGUACGGUGCCUCGGGAAACAUUGAAGUGCACGACGCGCUGUGUGUGCUGCCUUUGAACGUCAUCAACGAGAAGAUAUACAUCUUCCUGUGGUUCUGGUUCAUCAUACUCUCCGUGCUCACGGGAGCGGUUCUGGUGUUUCGCGUUGUGAUCGCCGCCUGCCCACUGGUCAGGGUGCAUCUGCUCAACAUGCGAUUCCGCAUCGUGCAUCUGGACCACUUGCACACUGUGGUGCGACGCGGGUCCGUGGGCGACUGGUUCCUGGUGUACAUGCUCGGACAAAACAUUGACGCGGUCAUCUUCAAGGAAGUGCUCGCCGAGAUGGCCAAGAGAAUGACUACCGAGCCCAAGGAGGCCGCAUGA
Messenger RNA from Uloborus diversus, 1086 nucleotides. RefSeq names its product innexin shaking-B-like. Gene Ontology annotation, molecular function: gap junction channel activity. The transcript has a single exon. Gene Ontology annotation, cellular component: gap junction; plasma membrane. NCBI's taxonomy places the organism in Eukaryota, Metazoa, Arthropoda, Arachnida, Araneae, Uloboridae. The record is from RefSeq and is a predicted model, not a curated record. The coding region runs from base 1 to 1086 and encodes 361 amino acids.